AUGCUUGAAAAGAUAUUCCGAAAACGGCCGCAGGAUCUCUACGCGGAGACUGAUCUGCCCAGGGAAUCGGUCUCUACCAGGGAGCACUCGGAGAAAGGCCAUGGCGAUGUCGUCGACACGCCCGUCCCGCUUGUAACAUGGCGAUCGCUUGUCAUGGGUCUCUUUGUGUCCAUGGGUGGAUUCCUGUUUGGAUAUGAUACCGGUCAGAUCUCGGGGUUCCUUGAGAUGAAGGAUUUCCUGCAGCGAUAUGGCCAAAUUGGCAAAAACGGCACGUACCACUUUAGCAAUGUCCGCUCGGGCCUGAUAGUUGGCUUGCUCUCCAUCGGCACUCUGAUCGGUGCUUUAGUUGCGGCCCCGAUUGCGGAUCGCAUGGGACGAAAAUGGUCGAUCAGUGCUUGGUGUGCUAUUCUCUGUGUCGGCGUUACCGUGCAGAUCUCGUCGCCCUCCGGGAAAUGGUAUCAAUUCGCUAUGGGCCGCUGGGUUACUGGGCUGGGGGUGGGUGCGCUGUCGCUCCUUGUACCCAUGUACCAGGCAGAGUCUGGGCCAAGGCAUAUCAGAGGCUCUCUGGUCAGCACGUACCAGCUUUUCAUCACGCUGGGAAUCUUCGUGGCCAACUGCAUCAAUUUCGGCACCGAAAAGAAUACCGACACCAGCUCCUGGAGGAUUCCUCUCGGGAUCACCUACUUAUGGGCUCUGAUCCUGGGCGUUGGCAUGCUUUUCUUCCCCGAAAGCCCCCGAUUCGAUUAUCGACAUAAUAAGGUAGACGCUGCGAUGAACAAUCUGGCGAAGAUCUAUGGUGUUCCUCAAAACCACCGUGCGCUCCAAAUUGAAUUCGAAGAAAUCAAGGAGAAGUACGAGGAGGAAGUGCGCAAUGGAAAUCCGACUUGGAUGCAGUUCUUCAAAGCUCCGACCAUGCCCCGUCGGGUGGUUGUCGGCGUCGCCUUACAGGCACUGCAGCAGCUGACUGGCGCAAAUUACUUCUUCUACUACGGAACGGUUGUAUUCAAGGGCGCCGGAAUCCCCAACAGCUAUGUCACGCAGAUGAUCCUGGGAGGCGUGAAUUUCGGUACCACCUUUCUCGGCCUCUACUUGAUCGAGCAUUACGGUCGCCGCCGAUCUCUCAUUGUCGGCGCACUGUGGAUGUUCGUCUGCUUCAUGAUCUUCGCCUCCGUGGGCCACUUCUCUCUGGACCGACUGCAUCCCGAGAGGACCCAGACUGCCGGGGUGGUCAUGGUCGUAUUUUCCUGUCUUUUUAUUCUCGGCUUCGCGAGUACCUGGGGCCCUAUGGUAUGGACGAUUAUCGCCGAGCUGUUCCCAUCGCAAUAUCGAGCUCGGGGCAUGUCCCUCGCGACGGCGUCUAAUUGGCUCUGGAACUUCCUCCUCGCCUUCUUCACGCCGUUUAUCACCGACGCUAUUGACUUUCGAUAUGGGUACGUGUUCGCCGGAUGUCUCUUCCUCGCGGCUGGGCUCGUCUACGUGGCUGUCAUUGAAGGCCAAGGGCGUACGCUUGAGGAGAUAGAUACCAUGUAUCUUAUGAAUGUCAAGCCGUGGAAGAGCACGAAGUUCCAAUUCCCGGCUGAUGCUGGUAUCAUGCGCGGCUCUUUUGAUAAGAGCAGUCACGCUGGUGCUGGAUCGUCUUCUCACGUUGCCGAAGCCGAGAGGCCCAGUGACGAUCACGAUGUUCCUACGGUACCGGAUGUAUAG
Molecule: messenger RNA, 1704 nt
Organism: Penicillium chermesinum
Lineage: Eukaryota; Fungi; Ascomycota; Eurotiomycetes; Eurotiales; Aspergillaceae
Product: sugar porter family MFS transporter
Exons: 3
Coding region: 1-1704 (567 amino acids)
Biological process (GO): transmembrane transport; carbohydrate transport
Cellular component (GO): plasma membrane
Molecular function (GO): carbohydrate:proton symporter activity
Source: RefSeq, a predicted model, not a curated record